AUGUAUUCUCAUGAGGCAAAUCCACCUGGUGGUAGUUUUUUCAGAGCUGUAGACGAGUCCACCAGAGGCCGUGGCGAUGGCACGGCUGAUGGUUACACGGAUACCACCGGUGGUUACGCAGACGGCACAGGCGGUUACCACCUCGCACGUGAACCCUCCCUCUUCUCCCCAGUAGCAGAGGACGAGGGUCAGGAGCCCCUCUCCUCCUCCACACUCUCCUCCUCCGCGUCUUCCUCUGCAGCCUCCCUCUUCCUCCGCUCCAUGAGCUCUGGCAGAGCCGAGGAUCUGCUGCUGCAGCAGUUUCACCGCCACCUCUCCCCUGAGGUUCGCCCCGGCACUGCUGGUGGCGCCUGGGGAUGCAGAAACCACGCAGUUGACGAUUCGGGCGGCGGAAAUCGAAGUUCUGGCGAUUGGGGUAGUGGUAACGGUGGGAGUGGAGUCACAGGGAAGGGAAAGGAUGGGGUGGAGGGACGAGUGGGAGGUGGGCGCAGAGGGGAUCUGGGGCGUGGAGGGGUUGGGGCGUUAGGGGGCGCAGAAGCAGCAGCAGGAUUGCGAGCGGCGUUUGUGAGUGGGAGAGCGCGCAGCAGCAGCUUCAGUGGCGCUGCUGGUGGGUUUGCGGGCAGAGGGGGGGGCGGAUGGGGUGGGGAAGACGACGAGGGAAGCACACCCGGGGGAGGGGCGUCUGGGGGAGGCACACCUGCGGGCGGAACACCUAGGGGAGGGGGAUAUGGCAGCGGGACGAGCAGCGGCGCAGAAAGCACUGGGUCGGUGAUAGAAAGAGGCGGCGGUGGUACUAGUAGUGGAAGGAGGAGAAGCGGGGGUAUGGGGAGUGGGGAUGGGGGGGAGGGCAGUGGAGGACCUAGGCUGACAGAGGCUCAGAAGCAGCGGUGGCAGGAAUAUCAGCAGCUGCUGCCGCCGCUGACAUUGCCGCCUGUGCUGGAACGGAGGCUGAAAAUGCAGGAGGCGGUUCUGAAAAGGCAGGAGGCGCUGCUGCUGGAAGAGCUGCAGCAGCAGAAGGCACUGCAGGAGCAGAAGAUGUUGCAGGAACAGAAGAGAGCUGAGGAGCAGCGGAAGCAGGUGGAGGAGGGAGCGCACCAGCAGCAGCAGCAGCAAACGGAGAGGCAGCAGCUUGCAGGAAAGCAGGAGGCAACUUUGCGGAUCUGCCACUCGGACGAGUUCAUCCGGCUGCCAGCUGGCAUGACCGCCCGCGGGGGCGGCAGCCUCGUUGGGUUGUCCACGCGGGCGCACUGCCUGGCUGCUGCUGCCACGUCAGCAGAGUCUCCUGCGGGCGGCAGACUGAGCAUGGGAGACGGAGAAGGAGGGGGAUGGGGAGGAGGCGACGGGUCUCCUGUCUGCACGCCCCCUCCGUAUGCCCGCUCGCUCGUGUACGGUCGUUCCCCCCGCACGGCAUUUGACCGCUACCGCAUUCGCAGCCUGGGGGCCAUUCCGCCAGGGGGGCUUGUGGCUGGCUCCAUUGUGGUAGGAACUAAGGAGGGUGCUGCAGGGGCGAGCAGUGGGGGCGAGCAGGGAGGCGGGGCGAGCAGGCUGCGGGGGUCAGUGGGCCUCACAGCGCCCUCAGGCCUCACCUGGGACGAGGAGAUUUCCCGGAAGCUGGCUCUGCGGGGGGUGCAGGUGCGGCCGACCAGCAGCAGUGUUUCGGCAGCAAGCCCCUCGUCGUCUGCUCACCAGCAGCCGACGAGUCUCUCGACGCAAGAAGGUGCUGAUUUCGCCGCUGCAGCAGGAGCAGCAGGGACAGCAGGAGCAGCAGGGACAGCAGAUGCAACUGUAGCAACUGCAGCAGCAGGGGGUGCGUGUGACGGUGGUGAGCGUGCAAGUGCUCGCCUCUCUGUCUCUGACUGGGUGCGCUCCUCUUCCACCUCCUCCUUGACCCCUGCCAAGGUAUCCACUGCCGAAGCCACGGCAGCAGCAGGAGCAGCAGAAGGGGCGGCUGGAGCGCCAGGUGAAUUCUCAGUUAUCACCUACCCCGAUUUCACCGAGCUUUCUCUCGACCUAUCCGAGACUAUCCCCCUCACCCCCUCCCGCUCUGCCAAGGGGUUUUCGCUGCCCGCCUCCCCUGCUGCUGUCGCCUUUGCUGCUGCCGUGGCUGAGGUUGACGCGUCCGGAUUCGCAGUACCGGAGCAGAUGCUGAGGGCAGAGAAGGGUGGGAAUGAGCUGGGGUCGGAGAAGGGAGGAGCAGGAGGAUCGUUUGCGUCGUGGAACUCGGGGAGUGGUGCUAGCAGUGGGAGCAUGAGCCGGGGCAAAGCAACAAAAAAGGAGCUUCCAACAUGCUGUGUUAUCGGCUGA
This is a messenger RNA of Closterium sp. NIES-65, 2304 nucleotides long. NCBI's taxonomy places the organism in Eukaryota, Viridiplantae, Streptophyta, Zygnematophyceae, Desmidiales, Closteriaceae. The record is from the annotation of a GenBank genome assembly.